Arachis ipaensis is the source of this 672-nucleotide messenger RNA. RefSeq lists its product as uncharacterized. Gene Ontology annotation, biological process: ubiquitin-dependent protein catabolic process. The record is from RefSeq and is a predicted model, not a curated record. Gene Ontology annotation, molecular function: ubiquitin protein ligase activity. NCBI's taxonomy places the organism in Eukaryota, Viridiplantae, Streptophyta, Magnoliopsida, Fabales, Fabaceae.
AUGGAAUUCAACUCUUUUUCAUGGGCAAUCAAUUCCAUUGAAUACCCAACCGUACCACAAGACUUCUAUUUUUCUGAUUUCUUCUCCAUCAUGUUCAGUCUCACCAAAGAAUUGAUCCAAAUUACCCCGUCCACAAACCAAACCUCUGAGUUUGACUUUUCUUCUUCUGCAACUACUACUCUCAAUGAAGCGUUCUUGGUUCCCUUCGAUGUCCUGCGUAACGGAGAAGACACCGCAUUCUUACAUGAAAUCUUCUCUUCAAUGCCUAUAUCUCCUCAGAUAUUGGACCAAAUUUUACCUGUCAUGGGCAGAACCGCAAGAACAAUUCUAAGCCGUGAAGGGUGUGACUCCAGCAUGCCAGAGAUUGUUGUGAACCUUUAUGUUAGGACGCACAUUGUUGUCCAAGAUUCUGAUUUAGUCCGACUUGUGAAUCUGUUGGAAAGACCUAAAAUUGAUGAGCAAGAUGAUGAUGCUGAACAAUGCAGUAUUUGCUUGGAAGAGUUUAGACAUGGUAUCGAAGAUUCAAGUGUAGAAGUUGUUCGCACAAAUUGCUCGCAUGUGUUCCAUGAACGCUGCAUGUUCCGUUGGCUGCGGCAUUGUGCCGACCAUCAAUCACCCUAUUCUUGCCCAUUGUGCCGCUGCAUUAUAUUUCCAACUUCACAGAGAGAUUAA